Molecule: messenger RNA, 1295 nt
Organism: Morone saxatilis (striped sea-bass)
Lineage: Eukaryota; Metazoa; Chordata; Actinopteri; Moronidae
Gene: prr33
Product: proline rich 33
Exons: 3
Coding region: 206-1291 (361 amino acids)
Source: RefSeq, a predicted model, not a curated record
UUGGACUGCCAUGGCGUCUGUUGCUUCCAUUUGUAGGAAGGGGGGUCGAGUUGGGCUCAACAUGAACCUGCCGCUCUGACACUCCGGGCUGGGACAAGCAGGCAGCAGCCGGCCGGCCGCCCCCCGAGCAGCAGUCGCACAGGGGAACCCGCCUGGAGCGCUUUGACCAUCAGCAACAAGUUAUUACCUGGGUGCUGAAGCGCUCAUGGCUGUCGUUUACGGUGCCGUCACCCAGCCGGGCCUGCUUUCCCAGCAGUACCCCCCACCCCUGCUGCCCAAGCCCGGAAAGGACAACGUUCGACUUCAGAAACUCCUCAAGAGAACUGCCAAGAAAAAAGCCUCUGCUCAGGCAUCGCAGUCUGCCGCGCUUUUCCGCUCCAGCCUUUCCCCUGUGAACGAAGCAAGCCCCGACCUCGAGCACAGCGACCACUCAACCCCUCCCAGGACUCCAGAGACACCGUUCAUCCUCUACAGCAUCCACCAGCCUCCACGGUUCACCGUCAGGCCGCUCUAUCAACAUGUGGCGUCCCCUUACCCGCAGCGUGCAGCUUAUGGCAGAGCAGCGAGGUUCUCACCUCAGACGGUGGCGAUGCCGUCGUACUCCUACUCGCAGCAUGUCACCACAGUUUCUUCAUAUUCUGCACAGGCCCACCUUUCUGGAGGCUCACCAGCUCAGGGGCCAGUCACGCAGCUGGCGGUACCCAAAAUAUCUGAGGCAACAGUACCAGCUGCUGAGGUGAAAAAGUCAGCAUUUAGCACAUUUGCUGAAAGACCUUCUGCAGGUGCUGAAGCGACCCCACAGCCGAAACACAGUCCAGGUGUGACUCCUUAUCAAGCACCUGGGGGGCAAGCUUUGAUUCGUCCUCUUACGGUGUUGACCCCGCUCGUCAAAUCCAAAAGUCCACGUCCAACAUUCAAAGCAACCGAACCUUCAAGAUCGCCCAAACCGAUGUUUGACGUCCCUCAGAUUAGGAUGUACACGGCAAGCACAUCGUACUACGAGACGUCCAGGACCCCACCGGUGUAUGACUCGGCUGGAUUAACUGCGAUCGGCAGCACAGCGCCACAAAGUAAAACGUCAACAGAAACAAAACAAGAUCUGACUCCUUUGUUGGGCACGGAUCCCCAGAGAAGAACACCGACUUUAGAACCUAAAAGAGGCACUACACCAACUGCAGAGAUAAAUGCAAUCGCAACUCCUGCAUCUGAAGUCAAAAGAGCAACUCCAACAUCUGAAGUUAAAAGAGCAACUCCAACAUCUGAAGUUAAACAACGAGCUAUCAACAUCUGAAGUC